Parnassius apollo (apollo) is the source of this 291-nucleotide messenger RNA. NCBI's taxonomy places the organism in Eukaryota, Metazoa, Arthropoda, Insecta, Lepidoptera, Papilionidae. The record is from the annotation of a GenBank genome assembly.
AUGGACGCUCGACAACAAGAACGCAUAUUGCACUGGUUGGAGGAGGAGGAAGAGGAGAUUCUUGGUGGAGAGGAUGAUGAAGAUGGAAAUCAUAUAUACCCGGACGAAACAAGCGAACACAACACGGAUUCAGAGCAAGAAUGUGAUGAUGGUGAUCCAGAAACCCAGGAUCAUGUGUCAGAAUCGUCCGAAGACCAACAAAUGGAUGUAGAUAGUUCGGAUAGUGACGAUAAUGAGCCAUUGAUCCACAUUUCAUCACAGAACUUUUAUUUUGUCAAAAAAAAAAGAUAA